Tupaia belangeri chinensis (Chinese tree shrew) is the source of this 2348-nucleotide messenger RNA. RefSeq names its product sodium- and chloride-dependent GABA transporter 2. The record is from RefSeq and is a predicted model, not a curated record. Gene Ontology annotation, biological process: nitrogen compound transport; amino acid transport; sodium ion transmembrane transport. Gene Ontology annotation, cellular component: plasma membrane; cell projection. Lineage: Eukaryota; Metazoa; Chordata; Mammalia; Scandentia; Tupaiidae. Gene Ontology annotation, molecular function: gamma-aminobutyric acid:sodium:chloride symporter activity.
AAUUCUUCUCCCUGCUGGACCUCUGGUAGCAGCUUCAUAAGGUGGGAUGGACGGCAGGGUCUCAGGCACAACCAGUAAUGGAGACACAAACCCAGCAUACCCAGGCCUGGAAAAGGCGGAGGAAGACGACACCCUGGAGCGGGGCCACUGGAACAACAAGAUGGAGUUUGUGCUGUCAGUGGCCGGGGAGAUCAUCGGUUUAGGCAACGUCUGGCGGUUUCCCUAUCUCUGCUACAAAAACGGGGGAGGUGCCUUCUUCAUCCCCUACCUCAUCUUCCUCUUCACCUGUGGCAUUCCCGUCUUCCUCCUGGAGACUGCUCUGGGCCAGUACACGAGCCAGGGGGGCGUCACAGCCUGGAGGAAGAUCUGCCCCAUCUUUGAGGGCAUCGGCUAUGCCUCCCAGAUGAUCGUCAUCCUCCUGAACGUCUACUACAUCAUCGUGCUGGCCUGGGCCCUCUUCUACCUCUUCAGCAGCUUCACCACGGACCUUCCCUGGGGAAGCUGCCACCACGAGUGGAACACGGGGUGCUGCUCCUUGGGUGCUGGGCUGUCACCGAGCGCUGGCUUCCGCUGUGUCGGCGCGCAGGCCGACGUGGGGAGGGUCUCGGAGGCGAGCUUGCCCAGCUCUCCUCAGGCCGUGCUGCCCUUUCCUCAGGCGUGUGCCCGCUGGCGUGUAGAGCGCACACGUACAUGCAGUCCCCACUCACCACCUGUGUGCUCAGCUGCAUGUAUGCUGUCUCCUGCCCACCUGUCCCCACACACACUGAUGCUCGCCCAGGGCUCGGCCCUGUGUCAGAGAGCCCUAAAACCCGGGAGGCGCGUCCUGAAGCUCUCCGCCGGUAUCCAGCAGCUGGGCGCCCUGCGCUGGGAGCUGGCGCUGUGCCUCCUACUGGCCUGGGUCGUCUGCUACUUCUGCAUCUGGAAGGGCGUCAAGUCCACGGGCAAGGUGGUGUACUUCACAGCCACCUUCCCCUACCUCAUGCUGGUGGUCCUGCUGAUUCGAGGGGUGACGCUGCCUGGGGCGGCCCAAGGAAUCCAGUUUUACCUGUACCCCAACCUCACCCGGCUGUGGGAUCCCCAGGUGUGGAUGGACGCGGGCACCCAGAUCUUCUUCUCCUUCGCCAUCUGCCUGGGGUGCCUGACGGCCCUGGGCAGCUACAACAAGUACCACAACAACUGCUACAGGGACUGCAUCGCCCUCUGCUUCCUGAACAGUGCCACCAGCUUUGUGGCCGGCUUCGUGGUCUUCUCCAUCCUGGGCUUCAUGUCCCAAGAGCAGGGGGUGCCCAUCUCUGAGGUGGCCGAGUCAGGUCCUGGGCUGGCCUUCAUCGCGUUCCCCAAGGCCGUGACUAUGAUGCCCUUGUCCCAGCUGUGGUCCUGCCUCUUCUUCAUCAUGCUCAUAUUCCUAGGGCUGGACAGCCAGUUCGUCUGCGUGGUGGCCAUGUUCCCCAGCCAGCGCCGAAAGAGCGGGCGGCGCGAGCUCCUCAUCCUCGCCAUCGCGGUCGCGUGCUACCUGAUGGGGCUCUUCCUGGUCACCGAGGGCGGGAUGUACAUCUUCCAGCUGUUCGACUACUAUGCCUCCAGCGGCAUCUGCCUGCUCUUCCUCUCGGUGUUCGAGGUCGUCUGCAUCAGCUGGGUGUACGGGGCGGACCGUUUCUAUGACAACAUCGAGGACAUGAUUGGCUACCGGCCGUGGCCCCUGGUGAAGAUCUCCUGGCUCUUCCUGACCCCUGGGCUUUGUGUGGCCACGUUCCUCUUCUCCCUGAGCAAGUACACCCCGCUCAGAUACAACAACGUCUACGUGUACCCGCCCUGGGGCUACUCCAUCGGCUGGCUGCUGGCCCUCUCCUCCAUGGCCUGCGUCCCUCUCUUCGUCAUCGUCACGCUCCUGCAGACUCAGGGUUCCUUCAGGAAGCGCCUGCAGCAGCUGAUCACCCCCGACUCCAGCCUGCCCCAGCCCAGGCAGCACCCCUACCCUGACCGCAGCGCCGGUCAGCCACGCGGGCCUUCCCUGACAAAGGAGGGGCUGAUAGCCGGCGAGAAGGAGACCCAUCUGUAGGCUGUGGCCUGAGGCUCGGUGGCUGCUGAGCGGGGACCAGGUCAGGGCCACUCUCCACCCCCAGGGGGCAGCGUCUGCCUCUGUCCCCUGCACAGCCCUGCUGAGAACCUCUGGGGACCCCUGGGCACCCUAGUCAGAGGCCAGGCCCCUCUCCUCCCCUCAGCUGGGCCAGCUUCUUUGGGGGGUAGGGUGGCACCCCGGGACAUGCCCUCUGUGAAGCACCCCUCUUUGGAACGCUGUCUUAUUUAUAAAGGGAAGUGGUCUCUGCGGAGCCCACCGUCUGCCUGUA